UGAGUAGUUGAGUCAAUUUGUUUAGGAUUUUACUCUCUUUUUACCCUAAAAGUGGAUUCCAUUCAUUAUCAUUUUGUAAGAAGAAACAGUUGAAGAAUCUUGGUGACCCUACAUGAAAGGAUGGAGAAAAUAAUAGAUGUUUGCUUCCAUUUUGGGGGAACUUGGAGUAGCACUCCUUUUUUAAGCUACGUCGACGAUGUACAGGAAUUCUUUCCCAACUUUGAUGCUGACUACCUGUCUCUUGAUCACAUUAGGGAAAGGUAUCAUAAGCAUUUUGGAUUCCCUAAUGUGAGCAAGAUUUUCUUUUGCAUCAAUGGAAGGCCCCUGGCAACCCACAUGUUCCUGGCACAAACGGAUGCAGACAUUCUGAGGAUAGUGAACAAGAAGGGUGAUAGAAUUAGGCUUGAUGUUUACUCAGACCAUGAUGUGGACAGCCCUGUUUUUCUUACAGGUGUGCCUACACUGCCCUGGCAUGAUUCUCAAGGAGACAGUGAGCAUAUUGAAGUUUUGGAGGGAGAUAAAGGGCCAACAGUGGAUGUGGUAGAUGAAGGCCCAGGAGUUGAUGUGGUAGAUGAAGGCCCAGGAGUUGAUGUGGUAGAUAAAGGCCCAGGAGUUGAUGAGGUACAUAACAGCCCAAGAGUUGAUGAGGCAGUUAUGGAGGCUGAAGAUGGGCCAAUGGAGGAGCCUGGUUUGCAGGGUGAGGCCCAUUCUGAGAGUAUUGAGGUUGAGGUUGAGGUUGAGGCUGACAGUAUUGAGGUUGAGGCUGAGAAUAUUGAGGUUGAGGCUAAUGUGGGGAAUGAUGCUGAGGGAGGAUGUGAGUCUGAAAAUGUAGAGGGGUCAGAUAUUGAGAGUUCAGAUUCUGAGGGGGCAGAUAAUGAGGUUGAGGGGUCAGAAGGUGAGGGUUCAGAUAAUCAGGUUAAGGGGUCAGAUAUUGAUGUUGAGGGGUCAAAUUCUGAAUCUGAUGAAGAGGGGUCAGAUUCUGAAUCUGUUGAAGAGGGGUCAGAGUCUGGUGGUUCAAAGGCAGAGGGUUCUAAUGCUGCUUCUGGGUCCAAGGUAGAGAGUUCAGAGUCCAGUGGUUCUGAGGGGGAUAAAUCAGAUGGAAAUCAAUCUACUUACUUUUCUGAUUCUGAUUUGGGUUCAUAUGAGGUAGGAGGCAGUGGUAGUGAUGAAGGGACUGCAAAAAGAAGAAAAAGUGGCAAGAGGAAAUACAGUCAGAAAUCAACUUCUGAUCUGGCUGUUGGCAUGACAUUUGCUGAUGCAGUUAUGCAAAAGGUCAGUGGUUCCCUUAAAGUUAAUUUCAUUUUUGUGUUUUUUGUGUAA
Mercurialis annua (annual mercury) is the source of this 1320-nucleotide messenger RNA. RefSeq lists its product as uncharacterized. The coding region runs from base 121 to 1320 and encodes 399 amino acids. The transcript has 2 exons. The record is from RefSeq and is a predicted model, not a curated record. NCBI's taxonomy places the organism in Eukaryota, Viridiplantae, Streptophyta, Magnoliopsida, Malpighiales, Euphorbiaceae.